Triticum urartu is the source of this 3407-nucleotide messenger RNA. Lineage: Eukaryota; Viridiplantae; Streptophyta; Magnoliopsida; Poales; Poaceae. The record is from RefSeq and is a predicted model, not a curated record.
AUCCCCUUUUCUUCACAAAUCCAUGACUCCGAUGUAUUUCCAUGGGUUGCUACAAAAUGCAUGUAUCUUGGUAUGAUGUAGAUGAAACAUGUCAAAUAUUCUUACACUAUCUGCUUAAUUUCCUCUCAAGCCAAUCGACUUUGAUUGGAUGAUCACUUCAUUUUCUGCUUUGCUUGUCUCUGUCAAAUGCAAAUUUUGAGGUAUACGUAAGAGCGGAAGAUUGAGCUAUUUGAUUUUUUAUCUUAUAUUUGCUACUCAUAAGAACAUGCAUCAACUUAUUUUUGGCCUCUUGUUCUUGUUGAGAAAAUAUGAGAUGUCGCUUCUUUUGCCCUUCGAAUGUCCAAUGAUGAAUAGAAAUUUGAAAAAUGUAAAAAUGUGGCAAGAGUGUACAUUUUUUUUACAAAAGCUUUGAUUAUUACAUUCUAAAAUUGGGCGGGCGCGGCAACGCGCGCUAUCAUGUUCUAGUAUAUCAAUAUAUCUGCUCCGUCUAGAGAGGAUAGGGGGCUGCUUGGGCAUGGCGCAGCAGGGCAUGUCAAUAUAGUUUGGAGUCUGGGAAAGGGAGUGCUCUGCACCUAGGUAAAUUAGCAACACGUACUCCUACUUCUCAAAAUAUGCAUGUUUUGAAUUAGUUUUUUAUUUUCUUAAGAUCUCUAUAGAAUUUUUGUCUGAAUAACUAAAAGUAUUUGUUCAGAGUACUUUGAUUUCUUAAAAUUUUGGUCAAUCAAAGAUAUAUUCCAUUUUGUUUCAGAAUAGGAUGUACUUUCCUUACAGGAUAGACAACAUGGAUAAGAAUGUGUACAUAGCAUCUUUUUAUGGGUACAUUCAAGCUUAAGGCUUUGGACAUGUUUGAGGAUACAUUUGGUCCCUUUGACUGCGGCUCUAUAUUUUUUUCAUAGCAAGUCAAUUGGGUGUGCACAGGUUUUUGCAGAAGCAUAGUAUAGAUGGAAAUGUGACAAGAGUGGAGCUGCCCGUUAGGUUUUUAACCUGCUUUUGAUCUUGUGUAAUUACAAACUGUCCAGUCCCACAAAGAAGUUAAAUCUUUUUUUUUCCAGAAAUUUGACUAUAAGUUGGCUUCCAUGGACAUGCAGUACUCAACAUAUGAUAUCCUCCCGACUCUGACUGAACUAUGUUUUGAUGCAAAUUCAGACAUGCUCUGCAUUUUUUGAUAGCAAUGCGGGCUGCAGAGAUCGUCUGCGUAGCUCUGCGGGUGUUGAUGUAAUCCCGUCGAAGUAGCCGUCACAAAUUCCAAGAAUUGUUUCGACUUUGCGCUCAUGAAAUGCUUUUUGACUAUAUUUUUGUUUAUUGAUCCGAAGAUAGGGAUCAACUGAACUAAUUUUCAGUUUGCGUGUCACACGUGGCCACUUGUCCAGUGUGACGUGUCCAGGAUCGGACCCCAGCUGUAAGAGUGCAUGAGUGAGAGCGAGGGAGUGAUAAAAGGGGCAGCCAGCCGCCUGUGGCAGGGUAUGCGAUGUAACAGACUGUCAACUCAUCCUAAUCCUUCCUCUUGAAGCAAUCCCCCUUCUUCCUCUCCAAGUCUCUCUCUCUCGCUCUCACUCACCUACUCCCGAUCCCCACCUCUCCGGUUCGUUACAAUUGGUAAUCAGAGCCAAAUCGCCCCGAAAUUUUUCUCCCCCGCGCUGGUUGCAGCUCGGUAACAUCCACCGCGCCGGUGUGUGCUGCUUCGGCAAGCUCACACGAAAUCCGUCACGGGGUUUGAUCUCUUCCAAGCACGGCCACGGCGCCCUCCAAAGCUUCGGCGGCGAUGCGUCAGGUACUGGCCGCCAUGGACGAGGGCAACAGCAACAUCACCAAGAUGCUCGAGUCCCUCCUCGCCAAGAUGGACGAGCAGAAGGCGGUCCACGACAAGCAGAUCGAGAUUCAGGCCGCCUUCAACGCGCAGAUCUCGCAGGACGUGCGUGGCCUCUCCAGGCAGAUCGAUCUGACACAGGCCGACGUCGACGCGACUCGCAAGACGGUGGAAGGCUCAGCAUCGCCGUCGGGGUCGAUCACCACCGUGCUGCACCAACCCGCCGCUCCGCAACAACCCCCACCACCGCCCCCGCCGCCUCCACACACGCCGCGCGUGGCCACCGAACAGGGCUGCCUGGCGACCGCCCACGCGCGUCUCGGGGGCCAUCGACCCCCGCUGAUUCCCGUGCCUCCACAGGGCAGAUUCGCGACCCCGGUCGUCGCUCCCUCCCCAACAGCGGGCCACUACGGCAAUGACUACCACAAGCCACCGAAGCACGACUUCCCCCGAUUCGACGGCUCCGCUCCAUACCUGUGGCUAGAUCACUGCCUGGCGUACUUCGAGCUCUACAAGGUCGCACCACAGAACUGGGUGGCCACCGUGGCGCUGUAUAUCGAAGGCCAAGCAGCGCACUGGCUGCAAGCAUUUCGUCAAACACAUCGCGGCAUCACCUGGGAGGUCUUCACGUUCGUCGUGCUCGAGGAGUUCGGUGCCGACGAGUUCGAGGUGGUCAUGCACAAGCUGCUCCAACUCCGGCAAACCGCCACGGUUGCCGAGUACCGCGCGGCGUUCGACGAGCAAAUGUACCACCUGCUCGCGCUCGAUCCGUCCAUCAACACCAAGUUCUUCGUCACCCAGUUCGUCUUGGGCCUGAAGGACGAGCUACGCGCCCCGGUUCGUCUGCAGGCGCCCUCAAGCAUCACCAGGGCGUCGGUGUUGGCGUGUAUUCAAGAGGAGGAACUGGGCACGACGCGCGUGCGCCCACGCAUCACACCAGCGGGGCGACCCCCACCGGCGGCGGCUCCACCACAACCCCGGGCGGCCGCACCCAACCGCGCCCCCACGGACGACUACGCGCGCGAGCGGCAACUCCGUGACUAUCGCCGUGCCAAUAAUUUGUGUUUCAAGUGCGGCGACCGAUACUCGCGGGAGCACCGGUGUGCGCAGCCUGCCCAGCUGCUCACCAUCAGCGUCGGCGAUCACGGCAGGUGCUCUCUGACGACACCAUCCACGCGCUGCAACUCCUCGACAACCCCAGACCGGUCGCGCAGCCGCCAGCUCCUGCUGGGGAUGCUCCCGAGUGCUGCCUCCUCUCGUCGCACGCUCUGGACGGCACGGACUCGGCGACGACGAUCCGCCUGCGCGCACUGGUGGGCAAUCAGGUCAUGCUACUUCUCCUUGAUUCGAGCAGCUCGCACAGCUUCGUCAACAGAUCCUUCGUCGAUCGUCUCGGGCUGGCGACAGAAGAAAUGCCGCGGGUGGACGUGCGCGUCGCCAACGGUGACCGUCUCUCCUGCAACCGCAUCGUCCCCGAGCUCAAGUGGUGGAUGCAGGGGCAUACGUUCGCCACACCGAUGCGCGAGCUGGACAUUGGCGCGUACGAUGGCAUUCUGGGCAUGGACUGGCUUGCCCAACACAGCCCCAUGACAUGCCACUG